Diospyros lotus (date-plum) is the source of this 1275-nucleotide messenger RNA. RefSeq names its product putative glucose-6-phosphate 1-epimerase. The record is from RefSeq and is a predicted model, not a curated record. Gene Ontology annotation, biological process: carbohydrate metabolic process. Bases 89 to 1057 code for a protein of 322 amino acids. The transcript has 10 exons. Lineage: Eukaryota; Viridiplantae; Streptophyta; Magnoliopsida; Ericales; Ebenaceae. Gene Ontology annotation, molecular function: isomerase activity; carbohydrate binding.
CUAUAUUUAACAGAUUGGCGGCAGUAAACCGAAGGAGUGUUGGGCAGGCAUUGCUAGUGUGGUUCCCACUUCCCACCACCAAUCAAUCAUGGAGAUGGCGAGAGUGUCCAUGAAAUGGUCUGUCCCUGCUGUCAAAUCUUCACCUUCGGACAUUCGGCGAAUCAAUCGUUUUGGCUGUUGCAGAAAACAAUCGGUAAUGGCUUUUGCGAGUUUGAAGAAAGAGACUUCUUCUGGUCUCGGAGUGCGACUUACACAAGGGGAGGGGAAUUUGCAAAAAGUCGUCCUCACUUCGCCUCGUGGCAGUGAGGCUGAAUUAUAUUUAUUUGGAGGUUGCAUUACAUCUUGGAAAGUUUCCAAUAAAGAUCUCCUUUUUGUUCGUCCAGAUGCUGUAUUUAAUGGGCAGAAACCAAUCAGUGGAGGUGUUCCACAUUGUUUCCCACAGUUUGGACCUGGCCUAAUGCAGCAGCAUGGAUUUGCAAGGAACGUGAACUGGUCUUUUGUUGAUUCUCAAGACCUGGAAGGAAAGCCAGUUGUUACUCUAGAGCUGAAGGAUAGUCCUUACAGUCAUUCUAUGUGGGAUUUCAGCUUUCAAGCUAUAUAUAAGGUCAGUCUUGAUGAAAAGAGUCUUUCUACGGAACUAGUGGUUACAAAUACUGAUAACAAGCCAUUUUCAUUUACUACUGCUCUGCACACAUACUUCCGAGCUUCUGUAACAGGGGCAUCUGUGAGAGGUUUAAAAGGUUGCAGAACAAUGAACAAAGACCCAGAUCCUAAAAAUCCAAUUGAGGGAAAGGAGGAAAGGGAAGUGGUUACUUUUCCUGGAUUUGUAGAUUGCCUUUAUCUUGAAGCCCCUAACGAGUUACUCCUUGACAAUGGUUUGGGAGAUAAGAUAUCCAUCCGAAAUCAAAAUUGGACAGAUGCUGUCCUGUGGAACCCACAUCUGCAGAUGGAAGCAUGCUACAAAGACUUCGUUUGUGUUGAAAAUGCUAAGAUUAGUAAGGUCGAGCUACAGCCUGAACAGUCUUGGACUGCCACUCAGCAUCUAUCUAUUGCCUGAAGUAGCCCAACCUCCAAAGCAAGUAUAGGAUUUUCCCUUUCAUCUCUCGUUUGUGACCCCCUAUUCUUCGAGGAGUUGGUGACAAUGCAAGUGUAGUUGCCGGUUCUAAUAAUAUUGUGCUUUUUUGUUAAAGAAAUGCACGGCUGUGUAUUUAUGUAAGAAUUAUGGUAAUAAUUAGUUAAUGGUUAUAAAAACAACACUAAUUAUAUUGAGAAUAA